AUGGUCCAGCGCGGAGACAUUCAAGAGAGGAUGGAACCCGCCAUCCGAAUGCGUUGUGUUGGUAGCCCCGAAAUCGAAAAAUACCAAGAGGAUGAUACUGAACCACCCGCGACGAAAUAUAACCGUGAGGGCAUCCUUGGUUUUUUCAGUGGUAUCGAACGGACUGCCGCCGAUGAAAUUGAAUGUUUGGCUGCAAACAUUUCAUUCACUGAAGAGGAGGAAGCAGUUGUCAGGCGCAAGCUGGACCUGCGCAUUCUUCCCAUCGUUUUGAUAAGUUGGAUUUUCGACCAAUUGGAUCGUAUCAACAUUGGAAAUGCCCACGUUUUGUCUGGAUUCAACAAGAAAUACGGAAUCGAGACUAACCAACAAUGGACUCUUCUCCUUUCCGUUUUCUAUAUUGGCUACUGUCUUCUCGAGAUUCCAUCAAAUAUUUUGCAGCGACACAUCGGUGCCAAUCGUUUCUUCUUCCUUAGCUUGUCCUGGUGGGGUCUUAGCUCUUUAAGCUUCGUGUAUGGUCGGCGUUACAUUGUAGCCAUCAUUCUUCGGAUCCUUCUGGGUAUUGGCGAGGCAGGAUUCUACGCAGGAAUGAUUUACUAUCUCUCUUUCUGGUACAAUCGCAGGGAGCUGGCAUUCCGUAUCUCACUUUGCACGACUGGUACCAUUCCUGGCUGGUUGGGAGGAUUCAUGGCGUAUGGUCUCGCUAGACUUCAUUCUCCUGUCCUUUCUGGUUGGCAAUUCCUCUAUCUCAUCGAGGCGAUUCCUUCCCUUGUCAUGGCUAUUGUUGUUCUCCUUUGGCUCCCACCUUUCCCUUUCGCCGCUCCAUUCUUGACCAAGAGGCAAAGAGCCAUUGCUGUUGCAAGACUGAGGGACCACAGGCCAAAGAGUCAUGGUGGUACUUCUGGGUGGCAGGCUUUCAAACUCGUUGUGAAGGAUCCCCAUUCAUGGGGCUUCGCCCUUCUUUACUCCAGCUUCGUGCGUGUCCUCACUCCUUGCAACGUUUGUAUUGCUGCGAUCAGUUAUUUCUUGCCUACGCUUAUCGAGCAGUUUGGAUUCACUCCCAUUCAAGCUCAAGUUCUUACUUCUGGUCCCUACGUUUCUGGGAUGUUGUUCGUCUGGUUCCAAGCUUGGCACAGCGACAAGACCCAAGACCGGGGCUUCCACGUCAUGGGUUCCUCUUUUGUUGCCUUCUCUGGCUAUGUGAUUCUUGCUAUCUACGAACAGAAGAACCAUCGUGUUUCUUACGUUGCCACGUACCUCGUCGUCGCUGGCACUUAUAGCUUCUUCCCACUGGUGAUGAGUUGGGCCGCCAACACCAUGGCUCCUACCCCGAAACGUGGUGUUGGGACAGCUUUCAUGGUCUCCCUUUCCAAUGUUGCCACCAUUGCCGCUCCCCAAGUUUAUUUCGACCCUGGGGAUUCUUUCAGGAGAGCACACGCUAUGUUCGCAGGCUUCAUGUUACUUACAUUCUCGUCGGCCUUCAUCCUCCGGACCCAAUUUGCCUACCUCAACAAGAAGCGUGAUCGGGUUCUUGCAAUCCUUCCUCGUGAAGAGAGGCAGAAGCUGGAGGGCACACCUAGACUCGAGGAUAUUGCCGAUAGCGACUUGAGAUUCAGAUAUAUGACAUAA
Messenger RNA from Cantharellus anzutake, 1626 nucleotides. Its product is annotated as MFS general substrate transporter. NCBI's taxonomy places the organism in Eukaryota, Fungi, Basidiomycota, Agaricomycetes, Cantharellales, Hydnaceae. The record is from RefSeq and is a predicted model, not a curated record. Gene Ontology annotation, cellular component: membrane. Gene Ontology annotation, biological process: transmembrane transport. The transcript is spliced from 20 exons. Gene Ontology annotation, molecular function: transmembrane transporter activity. Bases 1 to 1626 code for a protein of 541 amino acids.